Molecule: messenger RNA, 1831 nt
Organism: Danio aesculapii
Lineage: Eukaryota; Metazoa; Chordata; Actinopteri; Cypriniformes; Danionidae
Gene: zmynd12
Product: zinc finger, MYND-type containing 12
Exons: 8
Coding region: 32-1138 (368 amino acids)
Molecular function (GO): protein binding
Source: RefSeq, a predicted model, not a curated record
GUUUUGGUAAAGAUUUGUACUUUAAUUCACGAUGUCGGCCUCUAUUAACCCGCUAGCAAAUCCUAAAGGAGGGAAGAAGCUUUGCGAAAUUUGCCAGAAACCUGCGAAACUGCAGUGCACAACAUGCCGGGUCACAUUUUACUGUAACCUUGACCACCAGCAGGCCGACUGGACCAGUAUUCACGAAAAAGCUUGUCUGCUGCUGGUUUCUAUCAACACACCUGCACCAUCCGGAACAUUGUCUGACCAAGACCAUCACCACAAAGAAACGCUGAAGAAACAGAAGCAUCUUAUAGAGAUGGCUCAUUUGGAGGCGCAGAAGUGGGUGUCCAUGAAGAGGUUUCAGGAUGUUUUACCUGCCGCUCUUCUAUUCCAGCAUUGGGCCAUGCAGGUUUACGGAUCAUGUGCUGUUGAACUGGUACCAGCAUAUCUACUGCUUGCUCAGGCUAAUAUAGGUUUAGGUUCUCUCUCUCAGGCACAUGAGUAUCUGUCUAAGGCUGAGUGGACAGUAAUGAAAACAGCAGACUGCAGUCACACUGUCCUUCAUCAGCUGCAUAGAACCCUGGGCCGUCUGCAUGCUGCCAUGGGAAAACACACAUCUGCUCUUACUCAUUUUGCCAAUGACGUGUACUAUGCCAGUGAGAUGUUUGGUUUGGACAGUACUGUGACGUCUGGAGGAUAUUUCCUCAUGGCUGAUGUGUUUCUGAAGCAAAACAAGCCUGACAUGGCCCACUCGCUUUACACAGAGGUGGCAGGUUCAUGGCACACCCACCUGUGUAAGCUGAUGGAUGGUAUCAGUCAGAGUGCCACUCAACCAGACGAGUGUUUUAAUGAAGCGCAGUGUGUGGAGGCUGAUCAGAUGUUGAGUUGUAUCCUAGAGUUUGAGGAACAGUGUGUGAAACCUCACCCUGAACUAUCAGCCAUGUUGGCUCAUUCUCUGGCUAUGCUGUGGCUGCUACGCGACAACUACACCAAGGCUCUGGAGUAUGGGAAGAAAGCUGAAUUGUUGAUCCAGGGGUUAAAAGAACAAAACCGUCUGAGAGAGUUGAUCCAUAAUCUCCUGCUACAUGCUGAAAAAACCUUGAAUGAGACUGCAAACACUAACUUACACACCGCAGACUACGAUACAUUGAAAUAAACUCAAAACAGAGCACAGUUUACAGCACAGUGACUUUACAUUGCACAGUGCUGUCCUGGCUCGUUUCAUAAUGACUUGUUGAUAUUAUCAAUGUAAUUUGGGAGAUCCAUUCAUUCUUUUUUUUUCAGCUUAGUCUCUUUAUUAAUCAGGGGUCACCACAGCGGAAUGAACAGCCAACUUAUCCAGCAUGUUUUAUGCAGCGGAUGCCCUUCCAGCCGCAACCCAUCACUGGGAAACUCUCAUAUACUCUCAUUCACACACAUACACAGCAAUUUAGCUUACCCAAUUUACCUCUACCAGAUGUCUUUGGACUUGUGAGGGAAACUGGAGCACCCAGAGGAAAUCCACGCAAGCACGAUCCACACAGAAAUGCCAACUGACCCAGCCAAGGCUUGAACCAGCAACCUUCUUGCUGUGAGGCAACAGCGCUACCCACUGUGCCACCAUGCCGCCUCAAAUUAAAUUGACACUUUAAAUGUAUGCAUUUUGGCUUUUCAGUUACUCAUUUAGUUUUAGGGGCCUGAAAACUAAAUAUUUUGGAAAAUGGAAAUUAAGCAAUACCAAGAUUGAGUCAUGUAAACUCCAAAAAUAUGAUUUUGUGAAAAUGAUAUUGCUCAUGCAUUUUACAAAAAUAGCACACAUAUAGUACUGUAUAUGUGAAGUCAGGUAAUGUGUCAAUACAACUAGCCACUG